AUGAAGAGCUUCAUUGCCAUUGCAGCUUUCGCUGCCGGUACUAAUGCGCUAGUUAGUCGCGGCGAUAGCUGCUGCUUUCACUUGAGCUCAUCCGGCGGUGCUUCCGGUUCCGUUGGCGAGCUUGGUGAUGGCCAGGUCCGUGUUGGUGACAAAAAAUUGUCUACUUCACAGUUCUGUAUCAGCUCUACCGGUGCUAUCACUGAUGGUGAUGGCCGUGGCUGUGUCAUCACUACCCCGGAAACACAAUUUCAAUGUGAUCUUGGUGCCAAUGCUACCACUGGCUUCUCUAUUAGCUCUUCCGGUCAGCUGGAGUAUGAUGGCAGUGCCGAUUUCAUUGCCUGCGAGACGGGUGAUAAUGGUGGACUCAAUUUCUACACCACCAACAGCAGCGCCGUUACUGGGUGCAAGAAGGUCAACUUGAAGGCUGACUCUUGCUCCGGCUCCGGCUCCGGCUCUGGCGCCGGUGCUUCAUCAUCGCCUAAGUCUUCUGGCGUCCCUCACUCUAGCGCCCCUGCUGGGCCCAGCAGUUCACCUGGGUCGCCUAGUUCCCCUGGAUCCUCUGGUUCCCCAGGCUCUCCCAGCUCGCCUGGUGGCCCUGCUCCUUCCGGUGCAGCCUCUUCCGCCUCUGUACCUAACUGUGCUCCGCUCUCAGGUUCCCCUAUCACAGUGACUAGCACGGUCACUGUCACUGACUGUAACUGCCCUGCUGGCUCUCCGGCCCCUACUGCCGGUCAGCCAGGCGGCGGUGGUGGUGGAGCGCCUGCUUCUCAUACCUCUGGUGGUGCUCCUGUUCCCAGUGCUCCUGCUACUCACAGUUCCGGUGCCCCAGGUGGUGAAUCGCCCGCUCCUAGCGGCUCGCCUGCUCCUCACACCUCCGGUGCCCCAGGUGGUGGAUCAGCUGCUCCUAGCGGCUCACCCACUCCUCACAGCGCUCCUGCAUCAAGCGGUACUCCUGCCCCUAGUGGCUCUCCCCAGCCAUCUGGUCCUCAGCCCUCUGGACCUGCCGGUGGCUCAUCUUCCACCCCUGCCGUUUCUCUGAGCACCAGCACAUUCGUUGCUACUAGCACCGUUGCUGCCUCCACCCCCGGUAGCUCCGCUGCUCCAUCCUCUACCAGUGCUAGCGGGACCUCUUCCGCCAGUGGCAGCUGUGCAACCACCUUGAUUACCCAGAAUGAGCAGUACCAAUACCCUCACCUGAUUGUUCCGGUUAACUCUUCUUCUCCCGAUACUGCAGUCGGCAACGGCUACUUCGGUACUGUCAGCUCUACCGUCUCGACCAUCUUCAACUUCGAUAUCCCCUCUUCCUUCGAGGGUUCGACCUGUAACCUGCUCUUCAUGUUCCCCAAGAAGGCCGACCUCGAGACAACCGACUACACCUUCAGUGGUGACGGCAAGCUUGACUUCACUCAGCUGUCCGAGGUCGCUACCAGCGACACAACCUGGAACACUGUCCCCUCUACUUCGCAGAACCUUGGAGAUAUCACCAUCUCCCCAGGCAACACCUACGUUGUCUCCAGCUUCUCUUGCCCCGCUGGUCAGGCCGUCGCCUACGAGAUCUCUGAGGCUGGGACCACUUCCCUGCACUGGUUCAAUGACUGGAACCCCUCUCCUCUUGGUGUCUUCAUUACCAAGUGCUAA
This is a messenger RNA of Penicillium angulare, 1638 nucleotides long. RefSeq names its product putative GPI anchored cell wall protein. The transcript has 3 exons. The record is from RefSeq and is a predicted model, not a curated record. The coding region runs from base 1 to 1638 and encodes 545 amino acids. Lineage: Eukaryota; Fungi; Ascomycota; Eurotiomycetes; Eurotiales; Aspergillaceae.